Patiria miniata (bat star) is the source of this 1527-nucleotide messenger RNA. Its product is annotated as fibroblast growth factor receptor-like. Bases 1 to 1527 code for a protein of 508 amino acids. The transcript is spliced from 9 exons. Gene Ontology annotation, molecular function: ATP binding; transmembrane receptor protein tyrosine kinase activity. Lineage: Eukaryota; Metazoa; Echinodermata; Asteroidea; Valvatida; Asterinidae. Gene Ontology annotation, cellular component: signaling receptor complex. The record is from RefSeq and is a predicted model, not a curated record. Gene Ontology annotation, biological process: cell surface receptor protein tyrosine kinase signaling pathway; protein phosphorylation; multicellular organism development.
AUGACGUUCAGUUUUGAUCCUCCAGGGGAGUACCGAAAAAGCAAAGCAACAUUCAUUCCUAACCCGAGUGAUGCUGACUGCAAAGAAUUGAUAAGGGAUGUUUAUGUUAAUGCCACGAGAGAGCAUGCUGGCCUUGUGAUCACAUGCAAAGUGAUUAAACCUUCGAAUGGAGCCUAUGAUAAAAAUGAGAGUACCACCUUGGUCGUGCAAGAGUGCAGCGCAGUGCGUUCCAAUCCCGUCAGUCACAUAUUGUGGGAUGUCAAAGGUCGAGGGGGUGAAAAAGGGUCUCCGUUACUCCGCCAGACGAAUUACUCCGAGACUCACUCUAAAGAUUCUUGGUUCUGGGAUGUCAUCAGCAAAGCCAGUGUUGAGAUUCGGGAAGGAGAGACCAACUUUGGCGUGACGUGUCGAAUUUUCUAUCCGGACAACGCCACGUCGUUCACCGAUGAGCAUAUCCGGGUAUUCGUCAUACAAGGCAAAAACGAAGAACUGACGGGGAAGAUUUGGAUGUUAGCAGUGGUGAUAUCCAACUGCUUGGUUGUCAUUCUUGUCGUCAUUUUGUGUUGCAUCGCUUUGAAGAAAACGAUUAGAAAAAGGAGGAAGAAGAAGAGGCAUUCCAGCAGCAGAAGUUCAGAAGGAGAUGACUCUUAUCCGAUGGUUUCACUGCCAUUCGGAAACGAGGAACGACAAGGAGGCACUCUAAGAUCAGAAGGUACCCUCGAUCGAGUCUCCAAGACCUUUAUUCCAGAGUUGGAGUUUCCAAGGACUAGAGUAAAACUUCAAGAGAUUAUUGGGAAUGGUAACUUCGGUCAGGUCUACAAGGCCAUAGCUAAGGGAAUAGUUCGCAAUGGAGUCGACACUACGGUUGCUGUCAAGAUUAUCAAAGGUGAGAAAGGCUCCUCUGUCUGGUCAGAUUUUAAGAAUGAGCUAAGCAUCUUCAAGAACCUGAAACAACAUCCAUACGUGGUGUCUAUUCUUGGAUGUUGCACAACCGCAGAGCCUUAUUACAUAAUCAUGGAGUACAUCCAAAAUGGGACACUGCAAGACUACAUCACGCAGAAACGUCAAGCUUGGGGCAAGGCGAAGAUGAGCGGCGCUGAGAGUGCAUCGAAGGAAGCGCUCAGUGCAGUGCAUAUACUCAUGUUCGCUUUUGAGGUCGCUAACGGCAUGGAGUAUCUGUCCUCUAUGCAUUUGAUUCAUCGUGACCUCGCAACACGGAACGUUCUAUUGGGAGAGGGGUUGGUAUGCAAAUUGUGUGACUUCGGGAUGGCUCGUGACGUCACAGGAAGCGAGCAGUACGAAAUGUUGUCAGGGAGUGCUGUACCCGUUCGUUGGUUGGCUUUGGAAUGUCUCCUGUCAAACACGUAUACAACAAAGAGCGACGUGUGGUCGUUCGGAAUACUUCUCUGGGAGCUAGUCACACUUGGUGCUCUUCCCUACGCUGAAAUGACACCGGAUGCAAUCAUUGAUGCUGUAAGACAGGGGUUCCGACUUCCAAGACCUGCGCACUGUGGACUGGCCCUGUAA